CGUCGCCGCCGCCGAGGCUGCAGACACCUUGUGGGGGGAGAUCCCAAACUUCCACUGACGUAGAUAGCGGCAGGGAUCUUGAAGAAUGGCUGGCUGGCACGAAAUUUCCCCGUCGUUACAGGGCGAAAUACUUCCAAGGACCGUCGCACUCAUGCGCCGGAGACCUUCUCGUCGCACUCAUAAGGACCGGCCGGAGUCUUCUCGUGCGCCCAACCACCCCAUUCUUAUCCAGCGUCCUCUCUCCAGAACUCCAGAUCCGUUCAUCGCCGGCUUCCGGCCGUCGCUGUCGGCCUCUCCACUGAGUGCUGCUGUCCGUGGAGGAGGAUUAUGAAGACGGCCAUAGAGGCACUGCAAAGUCUGCAAUGGAUUCUCUCGGCCGGGACCAACAUCGUCGAAGCGAUCCAACUGAACAACGAGCUGGAGCGCCUCCGAGACACCUUGCCCAAGGCUCGCGUGCUCAUCUGUCGCAGCGAGUGGGGCAUGUUCAAGGACAAGGAGCUGGCGAAGCUUGUCUCGCGUCUCAAGGACACCACGUACGAUGCAGAGGAUCUUCUCCGCGAGCUGGAUGACCAGGUGUUGCGGAAAAGAAUAGAGGACGCUGACCGGAGCAGAGCAGGUCAACUCUUAUCUUCCUCUCUUAAUCUUGCAAAAACUUUGGUCCGCCGUAGCAAAACAAGGAUAAGGGAGACACAAGAUAGGCUUGAAAAGGUUGUGGCUGAGAUCGAGGGGAUGCUCAAUCUUAUGGGUCUUAUGAGUGUUGAGCCAUCGCAGAUCAUGCCGGAGACAAGCUCGGUCAUCAGCGCUCCGGAAGUUGUUGGUCGUGACGGUGAACGAGAUGCUUUGGCCGAGAUGCUUGGUGUGAUGAUUGGGCGUGAGGUCCCACGGGAUCAGGUGAUCAAACUAUUGGGAGUGCCACUCACUGGGAACAGAGGUGGUACUGGUAGAAUUGCAGGGUCUAAUGGGAAGAGAGCAGCAGCAAGCAAUGGUGUUGCAUCUACAUCCAGAGCCAAGCAACCAAAAGGAAACGGUGGCAGGGCUGGACUUGCUGAAACUAAGUGCACCAACAAUGUUUCUGUCAUCUCGAUUGUCGGCAUUGGUGGGGUGGGGAAGACUACCCUGGCUCAGUUCAUCUACAAUGAUCCAAGGGUGAAACACCACUUUGGUGUCAUGAUAUGGGUAUGUGUCUCAGACUUCUUUGACAAGAGAAGGAUAACAAAGGAGAUCAUUGAAUCCAUCCCUGGUGAGGAAUACAACUCAUCGAGCAGUCUAAAUGCUCUUCAAAUUGAAUUGAUGAAGCGGCUGAAGACGUGCCCAAAAUUCCUUUUGGUGUUGGAUGACAUUUGGCCAAACGCUAAUGCUGAUUGGGAGGCGUUUUAUGCACCAUUGAAGUAUGGUCCUAAAGGCAGCAUGAUCUUAGUGACUACAAGAUCUCCAGUGGUUGCUACUCGUGUCACCACAAGCAACUGUAAGCCUGUCCAACUUGAAGGAUUGCCUACUGAUAUAUUGUGGGACUUCUUCAAAAAGUGUGCAUUUGGUACAAAUGACCCAGAGUCAUAUUCUCAAUUGCAAGAUAUUGCUCGGAGCAUUUCUACUAGGUUGUGUGGGUCGCCUUUGGCAGCAAAAACACUGGGACGCUUGUUGAAUAUGAGCCUGACAGAACGACACUGGAGGGCUAUCCAGAAGAGUGAACUGUGGGAGCUACGGCAUGAAGAGAAUGAGAUAUUACCAGCCCUUCAACUGAGCUAUUUGUAUCUCCCAGAAGAGGUUAAGAGAUGUUUUGUAUUUUGCUCCAUGUUUCCGAAAGAUUAUAGCUUUGAAAGAGAGGAGAUAGUUGACAUUUGGGUGGCACAGGGCUUUGUGGCGCCAGGGGGAAGCAUACGUCCUGAAGAUGUGGGGAUUACUUACUUGGAUGAAUUGAGGAACAGAUUUCUUUUCCAAACUGAUCCGAUGUUCCCGAAUAAAACAAGAUACGUAAUGCACGAUCUGAUCCAUGAUAUGGCAGUGUCCUUUUCUAUGGAUGAAUGCUUGGUGAUGCAAGAUUUAAGAAACCAGAACAAGAGCAGAAUGCAGAAUACAGUUCGUCACAUGUCAAUCGAGGUGGAUGGUGAAUCCUUGAGCAGAAUGGGAGACAUUCAACAUUUGAAUAAAUUGCACUCACUUAGGUUUGGAAUCAGAUUUGAUGUUGAAAUAACCUGGUUUAAUCAACUUUCCAACAUUCUAUUUUUGAGCCUAAAAGGUUGCAAGCUGGUAAAGCUACCCGAUAGCAUAUGUGAGUUGAAUAGUCUUCGUUAUCUUGAUAUAUCUCAUAGCAAUGUGCAAGAAUUACCCGAGAAACUCUGGUGCCUCUACAGCCUACAAGUUUUUGAUGCAAGUCGUUCACGUCUGAAAAAAAUUCAUCAGGACGUAACAAAGCUAAUUAACUUGCGUCAGCUAGUUCUGCCAGCAGAAGCCUCUCGUGCCUUGUCAAGGGUAAGUGGGCUUGGAAAUCUGUCUUGUCUACGAAGGUUGAGUAAUUUUAUAGUUGCAAAAAAGAAUGGACGGGGAAUUGGUGAGCUGAAGUUCAUGAAUCAGCUCAGUGGAAAGCUUUCUAUCAGAUAUCUUUACACUGUUAGGAGCGAGGAAGAGGCUCUUGAGGCUAGACUUGUUGAAAAGCAAUACCUCAAGGAACUUGUUCUACAUUUUCGAGACUUUGGUCCUAUUCUGCCGUGCAGUACUGAGAAUGGAGUGCUUGAAGGCUUGCGUCCUCAUUCAAGAAUUGAAUGCCUUAAAGUCCAUGGCUUUUGUGGUGAUAGGUUUCCAAGCUGGUUUAAGCCAGAAGACCUACCAACUUUAAUAACCCUGGAGCUUUCCGAGUGCUGGCACAUCAGUUCACGAAUCCCCUUCUUUGCUGACGGAACACAAGUUGGUUUAAGGGGUGAUGAUGGAACGCAGCAUGCAGCCGGCAGCAUCAGUCGCAGCAAUGGCAUUGCGCCGUUUGCCUUUUCACGCCUCACUGAUUUACGUGUUUACAGAUGCGUGUGGCUGACAAAUCUUGAGCAGUUCUUGACCCCAGAGAAACUGCCAUCCAUCAAGUCGAUAGUACUUGACACAUGUUCGAGUCUAACAUCAAUACCGUUCCACAGUUUUGUGGGAUUUGUUUGCCUACGGGACCUGAAAAUCUAUUAUUGUGAGGAGCUGGAGUGCCCACAGGAAAUGGUUUUGCCCCCCUCUCUCCAGCGACUCUGCAUAGGGUACUGCGGUGAGCUGGAAAGGUCAUUUCCAGCCUGCCUAGAGAACCUCACCUCUCUCACCCUCCUGCAGUUGGAUGGUUGUCACAACAUCAAGUGCAUCUCGUUGAACUCGAUUGGCUCAAACAUGCUCAAAUGCCUGGUUAUACAUGACUGCCGGGAGUUGUCAUCCAUCGGAGGAUUGCAAAGCCUUGUAUCCAUACAGCAUGUCGAUCUACAUUACUGCCCUAAGCUUACCGAGGUACAACUGCCCUUCGAGAAGAAGGAACUGCGGACCAAGGAGGGGAAGGAACUGCUCAAUUUUCUUUCGCCCUGCAAAGGGAACCAAACGCCCAGAGGGUGCUCGCAGUCUGCCCAUUGUGACAGCGGCAAAUUAAGGGUGCUCCAGAUGACUGGGUGGAUCUCAAGUUGCAAGUGGCAGUCAAGACCAGGCUUGUAGGGAUACUAAUGGCCAUCAUGCCUGCGCUUAUUAAGGCUUUGAUUCAAGGACGACAAGUGGUUGUUGCCCCUUUCAAGACGGAAUCAACGUCCGUGAAGGGCCAAUCGAUGCUGAAACUGCAGCUUUUCAGCUUGUGUGGACGACUGCGUCAGUUUCUUGGAGACUGUACUGUACGCCACCAAGCACAUUUAAAGGAUGCUGCCUGUCUACGAUCGAGAAACUGAAGAAGCCUGCUGUGGUCGCGAGCUGCACUUGAUUAUAGCCAGUAAGCGUUCUACUAAAUACCUGCUCAGAGUCCAAGUGUUUAGUUACAAUGCACGGCAUUUGUGAUAGGAGGAAAGUAUUGAUGUUUUGUUUCUACUAGAGUUAAUCAGCCUAUCUUGGUAUGGGAACCACGAGAUAGAAAUGACUCGUACAGAUAGCAUAUGUGGUCAGCUUAUCUUUCUUCAGUUAAAUCAUAUAUAAUUCUUGAACUGCUCGUAUAACCAACAAAUUCUUCAGUCCAUGCAUCCAAUUAAAUGUCCUCUGGGUGCUCCUACUUCACCAUGGAGCAAGAUUUUUGCACACGUCUGCAACAAACUAUGUGUGCAGUCUUCAUUGAUGCCUUUGCUAGAUUAGGAGCAAGGUAUCAUGCCCAUAUUAAUUCGGUUUCCCUACAUCUUUAUCAUAUCAAGGUAUUAGUAGCAUGGAUGUUGCGUGCAGUUCAUUUCAACAGAACUUUCAUAUUUGAACAUAGCAGCCACAAAGUCUCCGGGUACGUGCGAAAAUCCGCCACAGCCUACUCUGGUGAUCUCUCCGUGCUUAAUUUCCUCUAAUUGCUGGACAUGGUGCAGUCUGUCUUAGGAACAUGGUACUAUAACUGCUGUGUACAAACAGGCUGAUGAUGUCCCACUACUUCCUCUCUAGUGCUCAACAAAUCAAAGUAGAAACAUAACUGCAUGAUGAAGUUUCAUAUGGAAAAGUUGUGACAAUGAAGCAACCAUUCACAUGGAAAUGAACAGACCAGCUCAGUUUCCGUAGUGAUCAGUCGAAAAACAAUUCCCUGGAAAUGCGCGCCUAAGCGUAACAGCAAGUUCAGGCCAUUCAACCCUCCUCCAGUGCUAUAUAUACAAGGUGGAGGAGGGCCAGUUGAGCGCCAGAAGCACCAGCAGAAGCUCCAGUGUUAUUCCCUGAAUAAGCCAUCCAUCUCUCGGUUUGAAUCGAAGAAUGGAGGGGAAGACGACGAGGGCGGCGGUUCUUGCCGCCAGCCUGCUCGUCCUGCUGCUGUCAGGCCAGCCGGCGCCAGUGUCCGGGUCCGUCAUGUCAAGUACAAGUACUGCAAGUGCUUCCGGAAGUGCUACACUCCCUGCAGGAACAACGACCACCAGCCUAGGCCGGUUUGCAAGAUCAGAUGCGGCGGCAAAUGCAUCUUUCACCACGAGGUGACCGCAGCCUCGGCGGCGGCGACGGGGCAUGCAGAGAGAUCUGCCUGGCAUCCGUCGGCUGCAGCACGGACGCCGCCGCAAUGGUGGCGCCAUGGCUGCAGGGCUGACCGACGCCGACGUGGCGGCUUGCGUCGGUGGCUGCACGGGCUACUACGGGAGGCUGAAGGCCAAGCGCGUCUAGGAACUGCUGAUCGAGAGGUUGAUGCCUGAACUGCGACGGCCAGUUUGAUUAAAUAAAUAAAUGUAAUAGUGCGGCCUUCCUUUGAGAUGUCUGGUUCUGAACCAGUUUGAUAUGCUUGUAAUUGUUAGUUACUGAAUAUAAAAUAACACGUCUUCUACGUGAUCGAUACUAUUCAAGAUCAGGAGCCAGAUUCAUUACAACAUUGUUAAAUUUUACAUACGGGGGAUGUUUUAUGAAUGAUUUCAGAUGGAACGAUUUCUCGGCA
This is a messenger RNA of Setaria italica (foxtail millet), 5536 nucleotides long. RefSeq names its product disease resistance protein RGA2. The transcript is spliced from 6 exons. Gene Ontology annotation, molecular function: ADP binding. The coding region runs from base 328 to 3666 and encodes 1112 amino acids. Gene Ontology annotation, biological process: defense response to other organism. NCBI's taxonomy places the organism in Eukaryota, Viridiplantae, Streptophyta, Magnoliopsida, Poales, Poaceae. The record is from RefSeq and is a predicted model, not a curated record.